Lemur catta (Ring-tailed lemur) is the source of this 1954-nucleotide messenger RNA. RefSeq lists its product as uncharacterized. The transcript has 2 exons. Lineage: Eukaryota; Metazoa; Chordata; Mammalia; Primates; Lemuridae. Bases 995 to 1747 code for a protein of 250 amino acids. The record is from RefSeq and is a predicted model, not a curated record.
CUGUGACAUUACAGAAAUAGCUUUGACAAUGCUAAAAUUUCAGCCUUUAACACAACAUUAUAUGGCCAAAAGUUAUAACAGUCCAUAGUCUUGAAGCUUUUGGCCCUUAACAGAGGUCAAUCCCAGGCUCCAGUGGGUGUCAAAAAUUCAGGUUAGCAAAAAUUAGUAUCACCGGCAGCAAGAAACACGUGGAUAGAGUUUCUUGCUCAACAAAACAUUUUCCCUUCUAGCUGGAACUGAGACAUCACCCCCAUUUCUCACUUUUCUGGCUUCCUCCUUCCUGGGGAUCCUGAGCGUUUGUAGUCCCCAGCUGGGACUCCUUCUCCACCAGGAGAUGAGGGCUGGUUUGGAGUCUUGGAAGCCUGAGGAAGAACACUGAUCACUCAAGAAACACCCUAAGACUACCUAUGCAUUCAUUUGAUGAAAAUGUACUGGGCACCUCUUGUGAGCCAGGCAUUAUUUUAAAUGUUCUGGGUGUUGAAGACAUUGGUGAACAAGAUAAAAGUUCCUGCACGAUGAGUUUACACUAAGCUAGGGGAGAGAUAUACCGGGUAUGAAUUCAGCUGGCACAAGUUUACAGAAGACCUUCUGGGCAGAUUGUACUGGGGCCUAUACAGAUUGGCAUAGAACCACAGUUGUGAGGAGUGUAACAUGGGACAGAAAGGCUUCUGGUGGAAUUUCUUGGAGAUAGCAUUUGAGGGCAUUGAAGGUCGGGUUAGAUUUGGAGCUGUAGUUAGCCUGUAUAGAGCAGAAUAGCAAAAGCAAAGGCGCAAAGGCUCAAAGGCUGGUUAAGCUAGAGGCAGUCCAGCGAACAAAGAUUCCAUUUGGCUGGAGCUAAGUAAGAUACCUUGCCUGGAGGGAAAGAAUAGGUUUGAAUUUGAGGUUACUGAGCCUUGAGGGCUGUUGUGGCACAGAGCCUCCGAACUUUUUGCAAGAGGCCCCGGGGAGCCACUGGAGUAAGCAGGGAAGGCUGGUACAAAUUUCAGCGAGGCUGAUGUGGCAGGAUGACAGGAAAUGGAGACCUGGAGCAGGAGUGGGGCGAUCCAGGCACCCAUGCCACCCACCCCCUUCCCUUUUCAGAGAUCCGAGCCGCUCCGGCCUCACCGAGAGCGCCCUGGCGGCCCUAGGUCUCCCGCGUCACGCUCGGGUACAGGACGUACACAGCCCUGUGCCGCGGCCACCCCCACCGCUCCAGGACGAAGCGCACAGCCACGUCCGCGAAGCUCUCGGCCCUCGGGCUCUUUCCUCUUCUGGGUCCCGCCAGUUUUCCCAGGCACAAGCACAGGGAGUCCGGAGGAGGGCCAGGGGCGAGGCCACCGGCUCCUCCGCUCCAGAUUGGGAAGCCGCGGAUUCGGCCUUGGGUGGGGUGGGGGGCAUUCGCGGGGCUUCGGAGACAGGAAGUGGCUUUGGGUGGCUCCGCUCUAGGACAGCGAGAAACAGCCAGUUACGCGAACUCGGUGGUUCCGGGGGCCAAGAAAAUGGUGGCAGCCUCAGAAAAGAUGGCGGCACUCUGGCCUCUUCUCAUACUAAAAGAAGACUUAACAGCUUGAAUGUCGACCUGGCGUUGGUGAGCUGGACACUGUGCCUCAGAGUUCGGAGUCAUUUUGCAGAAGAGAGACCCCAAGCCCCUUCGUCACCCAGGCUCGCACAGCCGGUUGGUGAUUCCGGGUCUUCAGAGCCCGACGUGCCAGCCUUGUCCACCGCCUCGCACCGCCCCCUCCAGGCCUGGUCCGGGAAAGCAAUGUGAACACUUCGAAUUUGCUGACCCCUGCUGACCACGUGAAAACGAACUGGAUUUUUAAUUUAUUAAAUUAUGACUUAAAAUUAAAAAAAAAAAAAAGUUAGCCAAGCAUGGCGGCUCAAUCCUGUAAUCUUAGCGCUGUGGGAGGCUGAGGUGGGAGGAUCGCUUGAGGCAGGGAGUUCAAGACCAGCCUGAGCAAGAGGGAGACCCCAU